Molecule: messenger RNA, 2544 nt
Organism: Gadus morhua (Atlantic cod)
Lineage: Eukaryota; Metazoa; Chordata; Actinopteri; Gadiformes; Gadidae
Exons: 8
Coding region: 346-1551 (401 amino acids)
Biological process (GO): zymogen activation
Cellular component (GO): plasma membrane
Molecular function (GO): serine-type endopeptidase activity
Source: RefSeq, a predicted model, not a curated record
ACACACACACACACACACACACACACACACACACACACACACACACACGGUAUGUAGCAAAUAACAACACAACAUUCCUGUUCGACUUUAGCUUGUACUUUUCUCAAAACAACAAGUACACGUCCGUGAAGUCAGCUUUAAUAUCGUUUCACCGUCACGCCUUUCAGAAUGCUAUGAACCAGCUCGUCCGCUUUGAUCCGUCCUGUGCUUGUUGCCAGCCUUGUCUGAUAAUUCAGUAUAGCAGACAAGCUAAUGUCGUGUGCGGAGAGAGCGAACCAACGCCUGCCUGCGUCCGCGUCGGUGUCGGCAUCCUACCCACACCGACGUCUCAUGGAAGGUUAGAAGAUGCUCCGGAUUUUCCAGCUCAUCUUUUUACUAGGCAGUUUGCAUGUUCAGCUGAAUGGAGUUGGGGCUUUUGAUGGACCUCAUAUAAGGCUAUUGGAUGGAGACAACGAGUGCUCAGGGAGAGUCGAGGUACUUCGCCACAACCAGUGGGGGACGGUUUGCGACCAUGGCUGGGACCUAAGGGAGGCUGAUGUGGUGUGCCUGGAUUUGGGCUGUGGCUUGGCCGAAUCUGCCCUUCACGGGGCAGCAUACGGGCAAGGCAGCGGGGAGAUCUGGCUUCGUCAUGUCCAGUGCUCGGGCCACGAGGCCAGCCUGAUGCGCUGUGCCACUGUCCUCCACAGUGACCCCCACUGCACCCACCUGAACGAUGCCGGUGUCAAAUGCUCAGGGACCCUGCUGAUGCCGUCGCUGUCCCUGCUGUCCCCACACGCUGUGUUUGUUGCCGGCGAGGCCGUGCGCUUCAGCUGCACGGUGCUCCUGGGACACCACCUCAGCGACUUCCACCUGUACAAGCAGGGCGUGUCCACGCCACUGGUGACCCAGCGAGUGGACCAGAGCCAGACCCGCGUGGAGCUCACCCUGACUGACCUGGAGACCUUCCACCAGGGCAGCUACAGCUGUGUGUACCGGAUCAGGGGCAGCUCCCCCUCCCAGCUCCUCGCCUCUCCCCCCAGCAACUCCAUCAACAUCACCGUGGUGGAGCUGCUGACUCCCCAGCACUGGUACAACACGUCGACGGAGGCCCCCGUGGGCUCGGUGAUCAAGGGCCAGGGCUUCAACAUCACCUGCGUCACCAAGCAGCAGUACCCAGGGGCCUCCUUCCAGCUGCGCCUUAGCCGGUCCAACGGCACCGUGCGCCAGUCGCUGCCCGCGCUCACGCCCGCCGUCACCUUCACCUUCUCCAGCGCCCAGAGCUCCAACGAGGGCUACUACUACUGCCUGUACCGCGUCCAGCUGGGGGGCCGCACCUUCAUAUCCAGGGAGAGCCAGCCCCUGCCCAUAGCCGUCAGAGAUCCUGACCCAGUGCUGAGUCCUAUGGUAAUCAGUUGGUUGGUGUCGGGCCUGACGUUUGUCGUCGCGCUCAUCAUUAUCAUCAUCGUGGCCAAGGUCCUAUGCCAAAGGGAGGAGAAGCCGUCUGAGCUGGAGAGGGAGACGAGGACCUGUGUGGACAACACUUACGUUGCCUUAUCAAUCAACAAGAUAUGACGAGCAUUGCAAAGGGUGAAUACAUCCUAAGUCUGGCAAGACCUUGGAGCUGGCGAAUGGCUCUGAUGGAUCCUUAGUUAAACAGAACAUUUGCAUUGUACUCCAGUGGUCGACUGGCAUUUUGAUGAUGGCAAAUGCUUUGAUGUUGUAGCUUCAAAGUUGAGCCCCCUUGUGGAAUGGCUGCUGGGACGUGUGCGGUUAUUGAUGAGGCCAGAGCAAACUCCAAAGAGCUGCACAGCGAUAGGUAUACCCCGCUCAACCCCCACACCCCCUCUUUAAAAUACUAAAAGCAGUUUGAGGAUGGGACGUUAAGUAAGACCAGAUGUACCGUCAUGCUGAACACUAACCACAACUAUGUUAAACAAACAACAUAACCUUUGUGCCAAUGGGGAUAAAUUGGAAAGGACAGCGGGUGUGGUGGCAGUUUCACUGUAGUAUGUUCGGACCUCUUGUAUUAAAUCAUGGAUAUAGAAGACCUACCAAGGAUGCAAGGAAUUUAGAAAUGAAGUCCACAUUGAACUAGUACUAGACUUCAGAUUCACUCAGGCUAUUGCUGUAAUCCCAUGUUUAAAUGUGCAGAAUGGUAAUGGCGACUUGAAUGAACCUGCAAAGAAUGUGUUCCUCAGGUGUCCAUGUGUAAUUUGUAUGUACACAGGGUGUCCAACGUUUUAUUUAUUUUUACUAAGUAACACUAACAAGCUCCACUACGCCCAUGUCUUAUCUCCUACAGAUAAAUGAUCCUUAAAGGAUUAGACGUUUUCUAGUUUAAGUAGUGAGACGACCCCUAUUAUUCUAGUCCUUUAGCAAUAAGUGUGUAAAUAAACAGUAUCGUCAACUGUACCGCUCCGUGUAUUGGGAGCCACUGGUGUUAAACAGGUUUUAUAUUUCAGAGUUACAGGUUUGACUGUUAAAUCCGCCGAUAAUGCUGUAUUGUAUAUUUCAUUUUGGCAACUACGGUGGAGCAAGCUGAAUAUUAAAUGAAGUACGCUAUUG